Messenger RNA from Manis pentadactyla (Chinese pangolin), 2689 nucleotides. It is a transcript of the gene JUN, whose product is annotated as Jun proto-oncogene, AP-1 transcription factor subunit. Lineage: Eukaryota; Metazoa; Chordata; Mammalia; Pholidota; Manidae. The record is from RefSeq and is a predicted model, not a curated record. Bases 939 to 1931 code for a protein of 330 amino acids. The transcript has a single exon. Gene Ontology annotation, molecular function: transcription factor binding; RNA polymerase II cis-regulatory region sequence-specific DNA binding; DNA-binding transcription factor activity, RNA polymerase II-specific. Gene Ontology annotation, biological process: regulation of transcription by RNA polymerase II; regulation of cell population proliferation; regulation of cell cycle. Gene Ontology annotation, cellular component: transcription regulator complex.
GCUGGAUAAGGGCUCAGAGUUGCACUGAGUGUGGCCGAAGCGGCGAGGCUGUAGUGGAGGUACUCGGACUCAGGGAGCCAGGCAGUAGAGUCCGAACUGCAAGUCUCAUUUUCUUUUCCAUUUUCUCACCAACUGCCCAGAGCUAGCGCCUGUGGCUUCCAGGUUGGUGUCUGGGAGAGCACCGGGAGAAGCUCUUCGCCGGCAGCACCCAAGAGGAGAGCCCCGCUACUCCGGCGCUGCUGACAGCGGGAGAGCGGCGACUGCCAGCCCGGGGAAGUGCGGAGAGCGGCUGCCGCAGCAAGGAACUUUCCUGGCCGGGAGGGCAGGGGACAAGUGGCUCCCAGGUCCCGGAGCGAACUUCUGCAAGUCUUUCCUUCGCCUGAAGCUGCCGCGGCGGCGGUAAAGAAAAGGCGGUGGAGAGAGGAGGGACUGCGCUCAGUUUCACUCGCACCGGUUGCUGAACUUGGGCGAGCGCGAGCCGCGGCUUCUCGGCGCCCCCUCCCCCUCGCAUCGGAGGAGGGGACAGUCGUCGAAGUGCGGGCGGCGGAGAGCGGCCGCUGGCCCGUCACUGUGGGGUCCACGCUGCCUGCCGCCUCCGGGAGAGCCGCUGUCGCCGGGAAGCGAGCUGGUCCGCAGACUGCGAGGAACCGUUGCGCCCGAAGAGCACUCAGUGAGUGACCGCGACUUUUCAAAGGCGGGCUGAGCGCGGGAGCGAACAAGAGUGCAGGCGGCAUCUUAACCCUGCGUUCCCUGGAGCAAGCUGGUUGAGGAGGGCGCAGUGGGGAGGACAGCCCGGGGGUGCGCGCGCUCUUAGAGCAACUUUCCUUGCCAAAGGUCCAGGGAGGCGCGGGUGUCCCCCGCUUGCCAGCGCGCUGUUGCGACCCCGAAACUUCUGCGCUCAGCCCAAACUAAUCCCACGCGAGGUGACGGACUGUUCUAUGACUGCAAAGAUGGAAACGACCUUCUACGACGAUGCCCUCAACGCCUCGUUCCUCCAGUCCGAGAGCGGCGCCUACGGCUACAGUAACCCCAAGAUCCUGAAACAGAGCAUGACCCUGAACCUGGCCGACCCGGUGGGCAGCCUGAAGCCACACCUCCGGGCCAAGAACUCGGACCUCCUCACUUCACCCGACGUGGGGCUGCUCAAGCUGGCGUCGCCCGAGCUGGAGCGCCUGAUAAUCCAGUCCAGCAACGGGCACAUCACCACCACGCCGACCCCCACCCAGUUCCUGUGCCCCAAGAACGUGACCGACGAGCAGGAGGGCUUCGCUGAGGGCUUUGUGCGCGCCCUGGCCGAACUGCACAGCCAGAACACAUUGCCCAGCGUCACGUCGGCUGCACAGCCCGUCAGUGGGGCGGGCAUGGUGGCCCCCGCGGUGGCCUCGGUAGCGGGCGGCAACGGCAGCAAUGGCUUCAGCGCCAGCCUGCACAGCGAGCCGCCGGUCUACGCCAACCUCAGCAACUUCAACCCGGGCGCUCUGGGCAGCGGCGGCGGGGCGCCCUCCUACAGCGCGGCGGGCCUGGCCUUUCCCGCGCAGCCCCAGCAGCAGCAGCCGCCACACCACCUGCCCCAGCAGAUCCCGGUGCAGCACCCGCGGCUGCAGGCCCUGAAGGAGGAGCCGCAGACCGUGCCCGAGAUGCCUGGAGAAACGCCGCCCCUGUCUCCCAUCGACAUGGAGUCCCAGGAGCGGAUUAAGGCGGAGAGGAAGCGCAUGAGGAACCGCAUUGCUGCCUCCAAGUGCCGGAAAAGAAAGCUGGAAAGGAUCGCCCGGCUGGAGGAAAAAGUGAAAACCUUGAAAGCGCAGAACUCGGAGCUGGCGUCCACGGCCAACAUGCUCAGGGAACAGGUGGCACAGCUUAAACAGAAAGUCAUGAACCACGUUAACAGUGGGUGCCAACUCAUGCUAACGCAGCAGUUGCAAACAUUUUGAGGAGAGACUGUCAGGGGCUGAGGGGCAAUGGAGAAAAUAAAUUACACAGAGAGACAGACUUGAGAACUUGACAAGUAGCGAGCGAGAGAGAAAAGAAGUGUCCGAGGACUAAAGCCAAGGGUAUCCAAGUUGGACUGGGUUGCGUCCUGACGGCGCCCCCAGUGUGCACGAGUGGGAAGGACUUGGCGCGCCCUCCCUUGGCGUGGAGCCAGGGAGCGGCAGCCUGCGGGCUGCCCCGUUUUGCGGACGGGUUGUCCCCGCGCGAACAACGUUAGACUCUCUUUAACAUUGACCAAGAACUGCAUGGACCUAACAUUCGAUCUCAUUCAGUAUUAAAUGGGGGUCGGGGGGCGGGAAAGGGAGGGGUUACAAACUGCAAUAGAGACUGUAGAUUGCUUCUGUAGUACUCCUUAAGAACACAAAGGGGGGGUUGGGGGAGGGGAGGCGGGAGGACGGUUUGUGAGAGCGAGGCUGAGCCUGCAGAUGAACUCUUUCUGGCCUGCCUUCCGUAACUGUGUAUGUACAUAUAUAUAUUUUUUAAUUUGAUGAAAGCUGAUCACUGUCAAUAAACAGCUUCAUGCCUUUGUAAGUUAUUUCAUGUUCGUUUGUUUGGGUGUUCUGCCCAGUGUUGUUUGUAAAUAAGAGAUUUGGAGCACUCUAAGUUUACCAUUUGUAAUAAAAUAUAUAAUUUUUUUAUGUUUUGUUUCUGAAAAUUCCAGAAAGGAUAUUUAAGAAAAUACAAUAAAAUAUUGAAAAAG